Molecule: messenger RNA, 1150 nt
Organism: Papaver somniferum (opium poppy)
Lineage: Eukaryota; Viridiplantae; Streptophyta; Magnoliopsida; Ranunculales; Papaveraceae
Product: protein INVOLVED IN DE NOVO 2-like
Exons: 4
Coding region: 213-914 (233 amino acids)
Biological process (GO): gene silencing by siRNA-directed DNA methylation
Source: RefSeq, a predicted model, not a curated record
GUACUCUUAUUUCUCCAUUCUGCCCUAAAAUCCCCAAUUUAUGAAGAUUUAGGGUUUUCGAUUUGGUCCCGGAGUUCAAUCUCCGUUCGAUCUGUUAGGAUUUCUUUGUUAGGGUACCAACCCUAGGAGUCUAGGACUAGGCUCCUAAGAUUCUCCGUCGGGUAUUGUGGGUGUAUUGAUCCAAUCACAGUCCUCAUCCCAGGAAUUGAGCCAUGAGUGAUCAAGAUGAGCUUCCGUUUGUGGGGAAUGUGAAUCAGGAGGAGUUUGUUUGUCCAUGGACAGUUAUAAUUAAGAAACCUUGUACCAGUGAUUUGGGUAAUGACAAUAAUUAUGUUGAAGAAUGUGGGAUGGGGUUACAUAGCCAGUUGGUAUUAAGACAUGGGUUUACACAUAUAAAAGUUUUUCCUCUAUGGAAUCAACUAGAUUAUUCAAUAAGUUUCCUGGUUAGAUUCAAGAAAGACUUGUCUGGUUUCCAUUAUGCAACAUCUUUGGCGAAAUCGUUUGAAUUGAGAGGUCGUGGAAAGAAGGAUUGGUUUGGAGAAGGUGAGAAGAUGAGUCGUCUUUAUGGAUGGAUGGCAGUAGAGGAUGAUUACAUGACUGAAGGUGUAAUUGGUGAAUGCUUGCGUAAAAUUGGGAAACUCCAAACAGUUGCCGGUAUUUUGUAUGAAGAGGUCAUGGAGAAAAAUCAGGUACUUAAAAAGAUUGAGUGCAUGUAUAAUGAGACCAGUUUAAGAUUCUCGAACCAGAUGGAUAAGAAUGAUAGACUUGAGCGGAAACACACCGAGGAGUUAAGAGAGAUGCAACAGGAGCACGAUGAAAUGAAGUCAGCAUUGGAUACUCAAAGGAAGGAACUCGAGUUUUGUAGAUCAGAAUUGGAAAAGCACAAGGCUGAGAUUGAAGCCGUGAAAAAAUAAUUUUGGAGAAAUCGAGGUUUGGACAACAUUGACACAUCUCUUAGAAAACUGACUUUAUAGAGGAUGGAUUGGCAGCUUGGAAGGUAGGAAAAUCUGGUUUUGGACUACUGUAGUUUUUGUUGUUUUGUUGGAACUCAGAUUUGAAGGUUUGUGUUUUAAGGUUUUGGUAUGUGAAAAACAUAAUAAAUUGAUAAAAUAAGACUUAUUUUUGUGUCCUCUGCUCUGGAUAUAGUUAA